Haemorhous mexicanus (house finch) is the source of this 4774-nucleotide messenger RNA. RefSeq names its product elongin BC and polycomb repressive complex 2 associated protein (gene EPOP). The transcript has a single exon. The record is from RefSeq and is a predicted model, not a curated record. Lineage: Eukaryota; Metazoa; Chordata; Aves; Passeriformes; Fringillidae. The coding region runs from base 300 to 2252 and encodes 650 amino acids.
AGGAGCCGAGCCCCGAGCAGGAUCUGGGUGUUCGGGAGAUCUUGCCAAGCCUCGACCGGAGCGUUUGAAAGCGAAAUCAGCUUUUUGGUUUUUUUUUUUUUUUUUUGUUUGUUUGCUUUUUGUCCCCUCUUUUCCUUGCUUUUUUUUUCACCUCCCCUCCCCCUCUGGCCCCUCUCCGGAGGGAUGUGUGUGAUCAGCGAGUGGAAACACAAAUGUCCUGAUUUUCCUGAUUUUCCCUGCCCCUCUUUGAAAGGGACAAAGUGAAAAAAAAACCAGCCAAAAAAACCCCAACUCGCAAGAUGUUCCUGACCUGCGAGGGGACCCUGGGGAUCGUUCCGGCCACCAUGGACUACAACGUGCCAGCCCGGCCGGGCCAUUUCCACGCCGGCUACCAACAGAUCGAAGGGAUCAACUUGGGCUACUUACAGAUCAACGGCACCCAGAUGUUCGCGCUGGCCCAGGUGCUCAGCGACCUGUUCAAGGACAUCCCCAGGACCACCAUCAGCAAGAAGAUGGAAACCUUAAAGAUCAAGAGCCGCCGCUGCGACCUGGCCGAGCUGCGGACCCUCAAGGCCAUCAACUCGGUGCCCACGCGCGCCGUGAAGUGCUCGCUCAUCUCCAAGGCGGACCUGGAGGCUCUCUGCACCUCCUGCAAGAGCCUCCGCCGGAGGAAGAGGAGGAGGAAGAGCAGGAGAAGGGAGCAGCUGCUGCUGCCGGGCCCCGGGGAGUUCUUCCCCUGCCCGCGGCCUCCGCCCUGCAGAGCCGGCGGCUGCUGCGGUGCCCCCGGGCCGCCCCCCGGCCCGCAGCAGCUCCAGCCCGCCCGGGGGGGGCUCUUUGCGGGGGUCCUGGCCGGCUCCCCCCGAGACCUGGCGCUGCUGCACCCCGCGGCCGCGCAGCCCUGCGCGCUCCCGCUGCCCGCGGGCCGGCACCGGCGGGGCCCGGGCUGGCCCCGGGGGCUGCUCCCGCACGGAGCGGGGCCCGCGGCCGCCAGGAAGGGCCGGUGCCGCGACUUCCCCGCCUCCAAGCGCCAGGGAACGUCCGCCGGCUACUCCAGCGACUCGGACUCCAGCCUGGACCUCGCCGCGUCCAGCCCCGCCACCUCCAGCGACUCCUCGGAGGAGGAGGAGGAAGAGGAGGAGGAAGAGGAGGAGGAGGAGGAAGGGGACAGCUCGUGCAGCAGCGAGGAGGGCAGCUCCUCGGAGUCGGAGAGCAGCUCGCUGUGCAGCGGGGACUCGGUGCAGAGCACGCGGUACCGGCAGGCGGCCCUGCCCCGCUUCCAGCCCCCCCGGGAGCCGCUCGGGGAGGAGCAGCCGGCGGAGCCCCCCCCGAGCAAAGCGCUGCGCCCCGACCCCGAGCUCCUCUUCCUCUCUCAGCAGCUCUGGGCCCGCACCCUGCGAGCGUCAACUUUGGAAAGUUUGAGCGCGGCCGCAGCGCCGGGGGCUCAGCCGGGGCUGUACGCGAGGCAAGAGGCCCCCCCCGCCUCCUCCUCCUCCUCUUCCUCCUCCUCCUCGCGCCCUCCCUCCCCGAGCAGCAGCACCCCCGGGGGGGCCCCGCCACAAAAGGAGCGCGGCUUUGGGGACGCUGGAGGGAAGGAUUUGCACAAAGAUGCGUCGAACAAAAGCUCCUCGUUCGAGCGGCCCAGCGGAGCCUCCCCGGGGCCGGCGCCUUCCCCGGAACCGGCCCCGGAGCUGCGGGCCAGCCCCGCUUCCCUCGGCGAGCCCCGGCCGGAGCAUUUCGACCGCCUAAUCCGCCAGUCCAAGCUGUGGUGCUACGCCAAGGGGUUCAACGUGGACGGGAAAGGUUUGCGGCACGGCCGGGGCAGCCCGGAGCCCUGGCGGGGAGCGGAGCUGCGGCUGCAGCCCCGCGGAGGAACCGAGAGCCCCGCGGCGCUGCGGGGCCGCCAGGACGGCAACGCCAAAAGGCGGCGGCUCGCCAGGGGCACCGAGAGGCAGCGCGGCUCCCCCAGAGCCAGGCCGCCAAAAACUCCCCGGAGGAAUUCCAGGAAGGGCAACGCUCCCUGCAAAGCCAGCCCGCCUCGGAAUUCCUUCAGCCUGAUGGGCAACUUCCCCUGCACGCCCUCGCUGGUGGUGGGCGAGGACGGCGACCUGUGCCCGGCCUCGUCGCUGGGCGGCAAAAACUCCUGGGCGCUGUCCAAGACGCACCCGCUGUGGCGGUGGCACCUGGGGGGCAGCGCCAUCCCCGUGCCCCCCAGCCUCAAAUUCCGCGGCUGCGCCAGCCUGGAGGAUCCCUGAGGAGCGCAGGAGAAAUUCCAGGAUCGGGGAGGUGCCCGGGAUGGGAGCGGGGUCAGCCCAGCCCGCGUGGGGAAGGGGCUGCCCGGAGGAGCCGCGCGGGGAUUUGGGGCCGGUUUGGGGCUGAUUUGGGGCUGAUUUGGGGCCGGUUUGGGGCUGAUUUGGAGCUGAUUUGGAGCUGAUUUGGGGCUGAUUUUGACUCGAUUUGGGGCCGAUUUGGGGCCUAUUUGGGGUCCGAUUUGGAGCUGAUUUGGGUCCGACUUGGAACUCAUUUGGAGCUGAUUUUGACCUGAUCUGGGCCGAUUUGAGUCCGAUUUGGAGAUUCUUUGGGGCUGACUGGGGUCGAUUUGGGGCCGAUUGGGGCCGAUUGGGGCCGCGGGAUGUUGGGUUUGGGAGGAGCUUUAGGGUGAGGUCAAAGCGUGCGAUGGAACCCAAAUAAUUCCCCAAAAACUCCGCGCGCUCUGGAAACGAGGGGGGGAUUCCCGGGAAGGGGAGGAAACAGCUGCUGGGAAAACUGGGAACGAGCUGGGAAAACUGGGAACGAGCUGGGAAGGAGCUCCCGCCGCCCUGACCUCCCGACCCUACUCCAAAAAAACCAGCCCCAGACCUCAUUUCUCCUUUUUCCUCCACAAAAAUUGGAUUAAAACAGCAAAAAACAGUUAAAAAACGCAGGAAAGGGACAAGUGCCAUUCCUUUCCGAAUUUGGAAAAUCCGGAAAAUGCCGGUUUUCCAGCGGGGCUUUCCUGGUGGAGGGGCAGGGAGGAAACGCCAACUUUCUUUAAAAAAUCGGGAAUUUCGGGAGGUCGGGAGAAAGGGGAGAGGCGGAGGGGAAGUGACUCGAAGCCGCUCCGUGGAAAUCUAAAAAAUAUUUUUUAAAAGUGGUGGGGGGGUGGGAAAGUGAGGAAUCUGUGGGAUAAUCAUCCCUGGAAAAGGUUUGAAUCCUGGGGAAAAAAUCCGGGAAAACCAGGGAUGGAAGGAUUUGAUCCCGACUGGAAUUUCCCUCCCUCCCCUGCUUGAACUUUUCCAAACCUUUGGAAAUUCCCGGUGGGAUUUCCAGCCCAUGAAGGCCCCCAAAUCUCUGCUUUGGGAACUUUAAAAAAAAAAAAAAAAAAAAAAAAAAUCAAAGCUAUUUUGGGGUUCUUUGGGUUUUUUUCUUGGGCUCUUUUAUUUAUUUUUUUUUUCCCAGGAAAUAAAAUUCCCGGCUCUCCCCGGGGAUCCUGCUUGGAAAAUUCUUAAUUUUUUCUGCAAAAUUUAGGCCCAAAAACAACAGCAGCAACAAAAGAUUCAAAAUUAAAAAUUGCUGCGAGGGAAAAGGGAAGGAUUGAAAGGAAAAUCUUCACACGCGGCCUGCUGGAUUUAUUCCUGUUUUUAAUUCCAUUUUUUAAUUCCAUCAGCGCCUCAAAAAAAGGGAAAAUAAGGGGAAAAGGGGGGAAAAAGGGGAUUUUAAAGGCCGGGAAUGUUUGAGAUCGGCUGGGCGCCGUUUUCUCUGGAAGUGGCGAAUUGGUGCUAAAAGCGAUGUUUGUUUAAUUUGAUUUUUUAGCGGGCUUUUUUUGGGGUUAAAUCGCUUUUUUGAUGUUUAUUUCGCUCCCUCCCGCUGAGCAGAGUAGCGUGAAAUUUCCUCGGCAAAAUAUUGGGAUUUUCGAGCAGUUAUUCCCAAAAAAAUCCCCCCAAACAACCCCAAAACGGGGCGAGAAAAGCGGAUUUCAGGAGGUUUUCCAUGGAAUUCCCGUGGAGUUCCGGGUGGGGUUAAAAAUGUAUUUUCUAUUAAAAAAAAAAAAAAAUUAAAGUGAUUUGAGGGUGGAGUUGGAAAAAAAAAAAAGCCGGGAUGCGCGCUGGGAAUGAAUAUUUAUAUUUAUAUUUAUAAUCCUAUAUAAAAUCAUAGAAAUAUAUAUUAAAAUCGUAUAAAUAUAUUAAGAAUCCUAUAUGAGUACAAAUAUAAAUAUAUAAAUAUAAAUAUUUAAAUCCAGCAACCUCCAGACCCCGCAGCUCCGCCAAAAAACUCAGGAAUAUUUUUGCAAGGGAUAAAAAUGCCUCGGGAAUUGCGGGGGAGUGGCUCAGAUUUUUAUCCCGGUGUAAAUAUGGCUAAAAAUUCACUUUUUCUAUUAAAAAUUCACAUUUUGGGGAGAGAUCUUUUUCAUUUCUCCACUCGUGCAUGGGGUUGGGAUGUAAAUAAUUGUGAGUAUUUGUGAAUUUUUGUAAAUAUUCUGUAAAUCUCAAUAAAUUCUCUGUAAAUGUUCUGUAAAUAUUUGCGGGGUUGGGAAAAAAUUUAAAAUACCUCAAAAUUUUCAUUAAAAAGGCGCCUGGAGCAGCAGAACUGCCCAAAAAUUAUAAUUAGAGUAAGAAUUAUCAUCGUGAUGUUAAUAAUGAUAAUUCUUGCUUUGGUUUUGAGGUGUUUGAGGGAAUUUAAGGUACCAAAGAAUAAAAAAAAUAAACUUUAAAUAAGAAAUAGAGUGAGGGGGGUGGAGCUGCAGUGGAAAUAAACAGAAUAAAAGAAAUAUAAAUUAAUGAAUAAAAGAAAACACAAA